UUACAGUUACAGAAAACACAGUAUCUCCAGCUGGGACAGAGCCGAGGCCAGUACUAUGGAGGGUCCCUGCCCAAUGUGAAUCAGAUUGGGAGCAGCUCCAUGGACUUGCCCUUCCAGACUCCUUUUCAGUCAUCAGGCCUGGAUACCAGCCGGACAACUCGGCAUCAUGGUCUAGUGGACAGAGUGUAUCGGGACCGCAACCGCCUUGGGUCUCCUCACAGGCGCCCUUUGUCGGUGGAUAAACAUGGACGGCAGGUGGACAGCUGUCCAUAUGGGACCGUCUAUCUGUCACCUCCAUCAGAUACAAGCUGGAGAAGGACCAAUUCUGACUCUGCCCUCCACCAGAGCACCAUGACACCUGCUCAACCAGACUCCUUUGCAGGAGGCUCCCAAGACAUCCAGCAGAAAAGAGUCUUAUUGUUGACAGUCCCAGGAAUGGAGGAAACCACCUCUGAGACAGACAAAAACCUCUCAAAACAAGUGUGGGACUCUAAAAAGACAGGGUCAUCAAGACCUAAAUCCUGUGAAGUCCCAGGAAUCAACAUCUUCCCGUCCACUGACCAGGAAAACACUACAACCUUAAUUCCUGCCACCCAUAACACAGGGGGCUCCCUCCCUGACCUGACGAAUAUCCAUUUCCCUUCUCCUCUCCCAACCCCUCUGGAUCCGGAGGAGUCCACGUUUCCAGCCCUGAGCAGCUCCAACAGCACUGGCAACCUGGCAGCCAAUCUGACCCACCUGGGCAUCGGCACGACCAAUCAGGACACCUUCUAUUUUCUGUUCCUCGUUUUAUCAGCUCGAAUCUGCAGCAGCCUCCAGCAGUGCUCAUUCAGUGCCUUUGCCAGAGUGGCCAUUGCUGCGGGGGUUGUGGACACCGGUGAGGAGAAGCAGCCCUACUCUAGAUUCAGCUGUAAGGGCCCCUUUCAGCUGUGA
Molecule: messenger RNA, 933 nt
Organism: Vombatus ursinus (common wombat)
Lineage: Eukaryota; Metazoa; Chordata; Mammalia; Diprotodontia; Vombatidae
Product: CREB-regulated transcription coactivator 1-like
Exons: 9
Biological process (GO): positive regulation of transcription by RNA polymerase II
Cellular component (GO): cytoplasm; nucleus
Molecular function (GO): cAMP response element binding protein binding
Source: RefSeq, a predicted model, not a curated record